GUGUGAGAGAGCAAGGUUCUGGAAAGGAAGACAAGCAGUCACAUUGAGAAUGCAGUCUAGCAGGUUCCAGUCCAGUUGCUAAAAUGAGGGGCGGUGGAGAAUAUCCUGACUCUGGGAAAGGUUUCACCCAGUUGGGGCAUUUUAAAAAACGCCAGCCAAUUCCCACAGAAGAGAAACCGUAUCUCUGCUCUGACUGUGGGAAAAGUUUUAGUCAUUCAGGAGACCUGAAAACACACCAGAGAAUUCACACAGGAGAGAAACCGUAUCUCUGCUCUGACUGUGGGAAAAGUUUUAGUCAUUCAGGAGACCUGAAAACACACCAGAGAAUUCACACAGGAGAGAAACCGUAUCUCUGCUCUGACUGUGGGAAAAGUUUUAGUCAUUCAGGAGACCUGAAAACACACCAGAGAAUUCACACAGGAGAGAAACCGUAUCUCUGCUCUGACUGUGGGAAAAGUUUCAGUCAUUCAGGAGACCUGAAAACACACCAGAGAAUUCACACAGGAGAGAAACCGUAUCUCUGCUCUGACUGUGGGAAAAGUUUUAGUCAUUCAGGAGACCUGAAAACACACCAGAGAAUUCACACAGGAGAGAAACCGUAUCUCUGCUCUGACUGUGGGAAAAGUUUUAGUCAUUCAGGAGACCUGAAAACACACCAGAGAAUUCACACAGGAGAGAAACCGUAUCUCUGCUCUGACUGUGGGAAAAGUUUUAGUCAUUCAGGAGACCUGAAAACACACCAGAGAAUUCACACAGGAGAGAAACCGUAUCGCUGCUCUGACUGUGGGAAGAGUUUUAGUCAUUCAGGAGACCUGAAAACACACCAGAGAAUUCACACAGGAGAGAAACCGUAUCGCUGCUCUGACUGUGGGAAGAGUUUCAGACGUUUAGAAAACCUGAGAACACACCAGAGAAUUCACACAGGAGGGAAACCCUAUUACUGCUCUGACUGUGGGAAGAGUUUCAGACAUUCAGAAAACCUGAGAACACACCAGAGAAUUCACACAGGAGAGAAACCGUAUCGCUGCUCUGACUGUGGGAAGGGUUUCAAGCAGUCAGGAGACCUUGAAAGACACCAAAGAAUUCACACAGGCGAGAAACCGUAUCUCUGUUCUGACUGUGGGAAGGGUUUCAAGCAGUCAGGAGAGCUGAAAACACACCAGCGAAUUCACACAGGUGAGAAACCGUAUCGCUGCUCUGACUGUGGGAAGGGUUUCAAGCAGUCAGGAGACCUUGAAAGACACCAAAGAAUUCACACAGGCGAGAAACCGUAUCUCUGUUCUGACUGUGGGAAGGGUUUCAAGCAGUCAGGAGAGCUGAAAACACACCAGCGAAUUCACACAGGUGAGAAACCGUAUCGCUGCUCUGACUGUGGGAAGGGUUUCAAGCAGUCAGGAGACCUUGAAAGACACCAAAGAAUUCACACAGGAGAGAAACCGUAUCUCUGUUCUGACUGUGGGAAGAGUUUCAGUCGGUCACACAGCCUUGAAUCACACCAGCGAAUUCACACAGGAGAGAAACCGUAUCUCUGUUCUGACUGUGGGAAGAGUUUUAGUCGGUCACACAGCCUUGAAUCACACCAGCGAAUUCACACAGGAGAGAAACCGUAUCUCUGUUCUGACUGUGGGAAGAGUUUUAGUCGGUCACUCAGCCUUGAAUCACACCAGCGAAUUCACAGAGGAGAGAACCCUUAAAGAGCAUGUUCAUUGGAACUUUUCACUCACUUGGGGAGAAAAACUGUUAACCUUGCAUUGAGUCCCUGUGUAAUUUUAUUAUUUAUUUGAGUUUUUUGUAUAGUCUGCGCCGUAAUUGGGACACUGCUUAAAAGGGACAGCGCUGGGGGGAGCACUGCGUGUGAGAGAGAGUCUGUGUGUGUGUGUGAGAGAGAGAGAGUCUGUGUGUGUGUGUGAGUGUGAGAGAGAGAGUCUGUGUGUGUGUGUGUGAGAGUGUCUGUGUGUGUGUGUCUGUGUGUGUGAGUGUGAGAGAGAGUCUGUGUCUGUGUGUGUGUGUUAGAGAGAGUGUGUGUGUGUGUGAGAGUGUGUGUGUGUGUGUGUGUGUGAGAGAGAGUCUGUGUGUGUGUGUGUGUGAGAGAGAGAGAGUCUGUGUGUGUGUGUGUGUGUGUGUGUGUGUGUGUGAGAGAGAGAGUCUGUGUGUGUGAGAGAGUGUCUGUGUGUGCCCAUCAAGUGUUAUACCUCCUAAUUGCUGGACGUUAUUGGCAACUGCAAACAGCAUUUAUGGAUGUGAUGGGGUGUGUUUGUUUUUUUUGGAAGUCGUUGAAAUUCCUCUUUAGGAAUGAAAACACUGUCUUGGACGUAUGCUGUCGUUUUUAUUUGCAUUUCAGAUUUAUUUAUUUAUUUAUUUUUAUUUAUUUUAUUUUUUUUACAGUUUGGCUCAUUCCGAGUUCUAAACGACAUACACUGACAAUGGGGUAUUUUAUUUAAUUUUGUAAUAAUUUGUGCUGAUUGUAGCAGACAGGUUUUUCUUGUGAUGUAUUUAGCUAUGCUUUUUUGUUAUACAUAUUGCUAGACAAAGCAAUAGUGCGCCAUUGUUUUUAAUAGCCGACUCACAAAAAGAAAACUACAACAAACAAAAACAAUUGUAAUUGUCAAGCAUUUGAAAAGGAUGUGGAUGCCAGCUGUUGAUCCUCCAGUGUGUUGGCGAGAGUAGCUGGCAGCUCCUCUUCAGGUGAGUGCAAUCACAGGAUGUAUGAACACUUACAACCAUGGCAAGACAGGGGUAGAAUGGGGAAAAGCACUGUUAAACAAAACACGAGUUUGAGAAGAGAACAAAAUAUUAUUUCUUGUGUUUGCUUUGUUUAUUUUGUAAAUGUAUAUUUAUUAUUAUUUAUUAUUGUUGUUUUUGUUGUCCAGUUUUUUGUUCACCUCUGAAGAAUAUUCUUUUCGUUUUGAGGACCAAAACAUAGAGGGGAAACCCUACAGACGAUGACUGCAGAGUCCCGUCUUGACCGUGGUUGUGUGUAUUUGUAAUUUUGAAUUGUUGUACGUGUUGCUUCUGCUAUUAUUUUGUAAGUUUUUCCAAUAUUGAGACUUGAAAAUUGUUGAAACACCUGAUUUGUUAAAACUGUAAAAGGGCUGUACAAG
Messenger RNA from Acipenser ruthenus (sterlet), 3101 nucleotides. Its product is annotated as zinc finger protein 271-like. Gene Ontology annotation, biological process: regulation of transcription by RNA polymerase II. Gene Ontology annotation, molecular function: DNA-binding transcription activator activity, RNA polymerase II-specific; RNA polymerase II cis-regulatory region sequence-specific DNA binding. The record is from RefSeq and is a predicted model, not a curated record. The transcript is spliced from 2 exons. NCBI's taxonomy places the organism in Eukaryota, Metazoa, Chordata, Actinopteri, Acipenseriformes, Acipenseridae. The coding region runs from base 84 to 1694 and encodes 536 amino acids. Gene Ontology annotation, cellular component: nucleus.